AAUAUCCUCUAAUUACAGUUAUGGAUUUCUAUUAUAUGCCACCCUCUGCACCCUGCCGUGCUGUCGAAAUGACCGCCAAGGCUGUUGGUGUGGAAUUGAACAAAAAAAUUGUGGACCUCACCAAAGGUGAACAUUUGAAACCUGAAUAUCUGAAAAUCAAUCCUCAACACACCAUUCCCACCUUGGUCGAUGGUGAUUUUACUCUGUGGGAAUCUCGUGCCAUUAUGAUUUAUUUGUGUGACAAAUAUGACAGCAGCAAAAAAUGGUAUCCUGAUUGUCCCAAACUUCGUGGUGUUAUCAAUCAACGUUUGUACUUCGAUAUGAGCACACUGUAUCGGAGUUUUGCCGAUUAUUAUUAUCCACAGAUUAUGAAGAAAGCUCCUGCCGAUCCAGAAAAGUUUAAGAAAAUCGAACAAGCUUUUGAAUUUUUCAAUACCUUUUUGGAUGGUAAACAAUUUGCUGCUGGCGAUGUGAUAACAAUUGCGGAUAUAGCUCUCUUGGCAACAAUGACCACCUUCGAAACGGCUAAUUUUGAUAUCAGCAAAUAUGCCAAUGUUGCUAAGUGGUAUGAAGCCUGCAAAACAGCUGUUCCUGGUUUUGCUGAGAAUUUUGAGGCCAGCCAAAGCUAUAAGAAGUAUUUUGAGAAUUGA
Messenger RNA from Musca vetustissima, 650 nucleotides. RefSeq names its product glutathione S-transferase 1-1-like. The transcript has a single exon. The record is from RefSeq and is a predicted model, not a curated record. Gene Ontology annotation, biological process: glutathione metabolic process. NCBI's taxonomy places the organism in Eukaryota, Metazoa, Arthropoda, Insecta, Diptera, Muscidae. The coding region runs from base 21 to 650 and encodes 209 amino acids. Gene Ontology annotation, molecular function: glutathione transferase activity.